CUGCGAGGGAGCCCCGGCGUGCGGCGGGACCGCAGCCUGCCUCCUCCUCCUCCUCCUCCUCCUCCUCGGGGUGCCGGGGGAGGCCAGACACCGCGCCGAGAGCUUCUCCUCCCCCAUUGUUCCCGGUCUCUUUUCUUUUUUCUUUUUCUUUUUUUUUUUUUUGCCUUUUGUUAUUGGCACUCGCAUUGUGUUGUUUGUCUCUGAAGCCGCCUCAUGACCAGCAAAGGGAUUUCACCUCGUCCUUGAGAGAGAGAGAGAGAGAGAGACACAGAGCGAGGGAAGGGGGGGAAGGAGCGCGGGGGGAAGGAGGGCAGCGCGCGGCCGAGCGCCCGUCCCCCGGUCCCAGCCGCGCCCGGAGGACACUCUGCGGACCGCGGAGGACAAGUAGAGGCUGAAUUGCGUCUGUCCCAGAAGAGCCAUGUAUUAAGUCUCUGCAAUCAGUGACAAUUCUGACUUGGGAAAUGGGCACAAGCUGGUUUUUCCAAGUGAUCAGCACAGUUUAAAAGAUUUUCAAAAGCAAUUGCAACAGCUUGAGAGCAUCCACACAGGAAGUUACAGCUCAUCUGGUGCAUGGCAAACCAUGAAGCUGUGCCUUCCUCUUGCUGAUGACCGGGUUCCUGUUUGAUCCUGUUUAUAAGCUUCCGAAGGCUGAAAAUAACCUCAACUCCUCUGCAUCAGUGUUGCAAGAAGAAGAAAAUAAAAAGAAGAGGAGCUGAGAAUUUAAACUGGGAGACUCAGAAGCUAGUUCAGAGGCAGAAGUUGUGUGAGCAGCCCCCUGGAAAGAGGAACAAGGGCAGUUUGUGACAGAAUUCAGUGGAGAUGAUCCCAAGCUGAAAGCCAGAACAGGAUCUUCAUUUAAGUUCAUCAAGUGAUCUGGAAUUUUAUUCCAGCAUCUAACACAGGAUGUCUUCCAAGCGACCAGCCUCUCCGUAUGGGGAAGCAGAUGGAGAGGUAGCCAUGGUGACAAGCAGACAGAAAGUGGGAGAAGAGGAGAGUGACGGGCUCCCAGCCUUUCACCUUCCCUUGCAUGUGAGUUUUCCCAACAAGCCUCACUCUGAGGAAUUUCAGCCAGUUUCUCUGCUGACGCAAGAGAACUGUGGCCAUAGGACUCCCACUUCUCAGCACAACACAAUGGAAGUUGAUGGCAAUAAAGUGAUGUCUUCAUUUGCCCCGCACAACUCAUCUACCUCACCCUUGAAGGCAGAAGAAGGUGGGCGUCAGAGUGGAGAAUCAUUGUCCAGCACAGCUCUGGGAACCCCUGAAAGGCGCAAAGGGAGCCUAGCGGAUGUUGUAGACACCCUUAAGCAAAGAAAAAUGGAAGAGCUCAUCAAAAAUGAACCAGAAGAAACUCCCAGUAUUGAAAAGCUACUAUCAAAGGACUGGAAAGACAAGCUUCUUGCCAUGGGAUCAGGGAACUUUGGAGAAAUAAAAGGGACUCCAGAAAGCCUUGCUGAGAAAGAAAGGCAGCUCAUGGGUAUGAUCAAUCAGCUGACCAGUUUGCGAGAACAGCUGCUAGCAGCUCACGAUGAACAGAAGAAACUGGCUGCCUCACAGAUCGAGAAGCAACGCCAGCAAAUGGAGCUGGCUAAGCAGCAACAAGAACAGAUUGCAAGACAACAGCAGCAGCUCCUGCAGCAGCAACACAAAAUUAACCUUCUUCAGCAACAGAUCCAGCAGGUCCAGGGUCAGCUGCCUCCAUUAAUGAUUCCUGUAUUCCCUCCAGACCAACGAACCCUAGCAGCAGCUGCUCAGCAAGGAUUCCUUCUUCCUCCUGGUUUCAGCUACAAAGCGGGAUGCAGUGACCCCUACCCUGUUCAGCUGAUCCCGACUACCAUGGCAGCUGCUGCCGCAGCAACACCAGGCCUAGGCCCGCUCCAACUGCAGCAGUUGUAUGCUGCCCAACUUGCUGCAAUGCAAGUAUCUCCAGGAGGCAAGAUACCUGGCAUAUCCCAGGGUAACCUUGGUGCUGCCGUAUCGCCUACCAGCAUCCACACAGACAAGAGCACAAACAGCCCUCCUCCCAAAAGCAAGGACGAAGUGGCCCAGCCUCUGAACCUUUCAGCCAAACCCAAGACAUCUGAUGGCAAGUCUCCCACGUCACCCACCUCUCCUCAUAUGCCAACUCUGAGAAUAAAUAGCGGGGCCAGUUCACUAAAAUCCUCUGUUCCAGCAACAUUAGCUAGUCCUUCGACCAGAGCUAACACAAUAGAUAUCCUUUCUUCUAUCACGUCGUCAGGUUAUUUAAAUGACCAUGAUGCUGUUACCAAGGCAAUCCAGGAGGCUCGGCAGAUGAAGGAGCAACUUCGGAGGGAACAACAGGUGCUGGACGGGAAGGUGGCUGUUGUGAAUAGUCUGGGUCUUAAUAACUGCAGGACAGAAAAGGACAAAACGACACUGGAGACCCUGACUCAGCAACUGGCAGUAAAACAGGGUGAAGACGGGAAGUUUAGCCAUGCAAUGAUGGAUUUCAACAUGAGUGGGGAUUCUGAUGGAAGUGCAGGAGUUUCAGAAUCAAGAAUUUAUCGGGAAUCCAGAGGGCGUGGCAGUAAUGAGCCCCAUAUCAAGCGCCCAAUGAAUGCAUUCAUGGUGUGGGCUAAAGAUGAACGGAGGAAGAUCCUUCAAGCUUUCCCUGACAUGCACAACUCCAACAUUAGCAAGAUACUAGGAUCUCGCUGGAAAGCUAUGACAAAUCUAGAGAAGCAGCCAUACUAUGAGGAACAGGCCCGACUCAGCAAACAGCACCUGGAGAAGUACCCAGACUACAAAUACAAGCCAAGGCCGAAGCGCACCUGCCUUGUAGAUGGCAAAAAAUUACGCAUUGGCGAGUACAAGGCUAUCAUGCGCAACAGACGUCAGGAGAUGCGGCAGUAUUUUAAUGUUGGGCAACAAGCACAGAUUCCCAUUGCCACCGCAGGUGUCGUUUACCCAGGAGCCAUCGCCAUGGCAGGAAUGCCUUCCCCACACCUGCCCUCAGAGCACUCAAGUGUGUCCAGCAGCCCCGAGCCCGGGAUGCCUGUCAUCCAGAGCACUUACGGCAUCAAAGGUGAGGAGCCCCAUAUCAAGGAAGAGAUGCAGACCGAUGACGUCAAUGGAGAAAUCUACGAUGAGUAUGAUGAGGAAGAGGAUGACCCCGAUGUGGACUAUGGCAGUGACAGUGAAAAUCACAUUGCGGGGCAAGCCAACUGAUCAGGGUCCAAAUACCAUGUGACCCGCAGGACUUCAAGGAGAAAAGAAAAAAUAAAUAAAGCCCCAUCUGGUUUAUCCUUACCAGUGGCCAAGCACAUUAACUUUCUCAUACACUGACUGUUACUUUAACUGUUAGUCUUAACUAGUUGGGACAUCAGCUGACUAAUAGACAUCAGCCUGCAUCAGAAGAAAAAAGGCUCAGAAGAAAGGAAACAAAGACAACGACAACAACAACAGAAUAAUAUAAGCUAUGGGUAAAAUAAUGCCAGUAAUUCAGCUGCUAUACCCGAGCACUGAAGUCUUACCCGUCGACCUUUUAUUAUUAUUAUUUUUUUUUUCAAAUAAACUUUAUGGCUGUUUGUUCUACAA
Messenger RNA from Coturnix japonica (Japanese quail), 3555 nucleotides. It is a transcript of the gene SOX5, whose product is annotated as SRY-box transcription factor 5. NCBI's taxonomy places the organism in Eukaryota, Metazoa, Chordata, Aves, Galliformes, Phasianidae. Gene Ontology annotation, molecular function: RNA polymerase II cis-regulatory region sequence-specific DNA binding; DNA-binding transcription factor activity, RNA polymerase II-specific. Gene Ontology annotation, cellular component: nucleus. Gene Ontology annotation, biological process: regulation of transcription by RNA polymerase II; positive regulation of chondrocyte differentiation; cell fate commitment. The record is from RefSeq and is a predicted model, not a curated record.